Molecule: messenger RNA, 2200 nt
Organism: Labrus mixtus (cuckoo wrasse)
Lineage: Eukaryota; Metazoa; Chordata; Actinopteri; Labriformes; Labridae
Gene: fsd1l
Product: fibronectin type III and SPRY domain containing 1-like
Exons: 13
Coding region: 100-1575 (491 amino acids)
Molecular function (GO): protein binding
Source: RefSeq, a predicted model, not a curated record
UUUAGGGAAUCACUUCCUGUCAGUCUCCGUCCCCCACCUCUCUAUCUCUCUCUCUCUCUCUCUCUCUCUCUCUCUCUCUCUCUCUCUCUCUCUCUCGUGAUGGACACUCAGAAGGAAGCUCUGUCCAGGAUCAUCUGCACUCUAGCCAAUAAGAAUGAGGAGCUGCAAAACUUCCUGGAAACAGUUGACAACACGCUGACAGGACUGCAGGAGGAAUCAUGUAAGGUGUUGUCUGAGCUGGAGGCGGAGCUUGAACAGAUCAGUUCUGCUCUAGACUGGAAGGGGGCGGAGCUUCGUGGAAUUAUUAAAGAGGAAAAGCAAAGGAAAGAGGCGGAGCUUCAGAAGCAGCUGUCGGAGGGCAAGUUCGCUCUGUUGUCUUGUGAAGAACUUCUUGAGUUUGCAAAUCAAACUCUGAACAUCAGUGACGAAGAAGAAUUCCUGAAGGCUGCGAAACAGAUCAAAGAAAGGGUUACCAUGGCCCCAGCCUUUCGGCUAACGACUCGACCGGCCGUGUCUGAGAACAUGGCACAGUUUACAGUUGACUUCAGCACAGAGAGGUUGGGGCUUCAGCGGCUUCAUUUCCUGCCAGUUCCAAGAGCUCCAGAGAUCGACGUCGCCAACUGUGUUGUCUGUGACAACACCAUCUCUGUUGCCUGGCAACCGGCUGGUGAUGCUGACAGCGACAGUGGAAGAAUUGAACGCUAUGAAGUCGAAUACCGAAAAACAAACCGCGACUCCUCGCUGAGAGCAGCAGGAGAGGCAUGCUGGGAAAAAAUCCAUGACAUCAGAGAGACAAAGGUCACGAUCUCAGGUCUGAAGUUUGACUCCUACUUCGUUGUUGUUCGAGUUCGAGCAAAAAACAAGACUGCUGCUGGCGAGUUCUCAGAGCCGGUUGCCAUAGAAACCAGAGCAUAUAAUUUCGGCUUUGAUGCAGUGACGGCUCACGCUGAGCUGAAGAUCACAGGUGAUACUGUAACCUGGGAGCCACAGGGGGUCAAGGGUCAUGACCCCCGCCUGAGAAGCAAAGACAAUAAAAACAGCAGCAGAAGCGCGACGCCUUCGCCCAAUAAGACGACAGGAGUUCGAGGAGGACGCGACCGAUUUGCUGGAGAGUCGUACACAGUACUGGGUGACCUUGAGAUGACAGGCGGCCUUCACUACUGGGAGCUCCGCCCCCUGGCUGACUGGAAAUCAUUCAGUGUGGGCGUGGCUUAUAGGCUAAGCCUGGGCCGAUACGACCAAUUAGGAAAGAGUGCUGGUUCGUGGUGUCUCCAUGCCAGCCAAUGGCUGCAGAGCUCUCUCGCUGCAAAGCACAACAACCGAGCCAAGGCGCUCGAUUGGCCGCUGCCUCAACGAAUCGGAAUCUACUGUGACUAUGAUAAUGGUGAGCUAGCGUUUGUUGACGUCGACCGACUUCAGCUUCUUCACUCCUUCAAAACAAGGUUCAGCCAGCCGCUUGUCCCCGCCUUCACCGUCUGGUGUGGUGGCAUCACCGUGGUUACAGGCAUGCAGGUUCCGAGCUUCAUGGGUAAUUUUCUUUCCACCAAUCGGAGCCUCAGUAAUCUUUCACAGUAAAACAAAGUUUUCCAAUCAAAUUAAUUUAAUUCUUACAAUCUUAUAAUUUAUUUAUUUAAUUUAUUAAUUUUUAAUUGAGUUCUAACUUGUAAAAAGUUUUCUUUUCAUAAUAAAUAUUUUUUUGUUGUGAAAUCAUUAAAAUAAUAAAUAUGACGCUGAGGGUUUUAUUAUCAUGAAGUUAAUUUUGUGAUGUUUUCACUUUGAUAUAAAAAUGUGUUCGUGAUUUGAUUAAUUCAAGUUAAGAUGCUACAGUGAUUAUUUUUUUCUGUUCUCAGAUUUAUUUGAGUGCUUUUAUUUUGAAAGAAAAGGGUUUUGUGAAUGAUGGACCUUUUAGCAUUGAGAGAAUAUUUCCUGUUUCAACUUGAAGAGUGUAGUUUAUUUUGAAUGUUAUCUGUGGAAGUCUUUUGUUUUGACAGACUGACAAAAUUAGAUAAAGUAUUUCAAGCUUUAAUUUUGAAGGUUAAGAUAGAAACUUCCUGUAACUUCAAGAAACAGAAAGUUAUAUAUACCUGAAAUGUGAUUUAUAAAUGUUCAUAUUUAUUUCAUGUUGUGACUCAAAACAAAGUUUUGUAUCAAAUUAAAAGUUUGUUAUCAAAGAAAAUAAUUAAAUGGAACAAUGUGAAAA